Molecule: messenger RNA, 1452 nt
Organism: Penicillium roqueforti
Lineage: Eukaryota; Fungi; Ascomycota; Eurotiomycetes; Eurotiales; Aspergillaceae
Exons: 1
Coding region: 1-1452 (483 amino acids)
Biological process (GO): dephosphorylation
Molecular function (GO): phosphatase activity
Source: RefSeq, a predicted model, not a curated record
AUGCGGUACUCUAUCCAGUCUGGCCUUUUACUGGCUGCAUCUUUGUCCCCCGUUGUUGAUGCUGAGCGUGUGUUGGGUGCGUAUAUUUUCGCCCGCCAUGGAGAUCGCACGCCAAAGGUCUUGGGUAGUACUCAGUUGACCGACCUGGGCUAUCGGGAGGUCUUUGAGACCGGUUCUUUUUACAACGAGCGAUACAUCUUGUCGAACUCUUCCAAGCAGAUCGAGGGCAUUAGUGCCGAUGUGGUCAACCCAAAGCAGAUCAGUGCCUCUGCUCCCUCGGAUACUGUGCUGCAGAACUCUGCCAUUGGCUUCCUACAGGGCGUCUAUCCCCCCGUGGGAAAAGUGGCUUCCCAGACCCUGGCCAAUGGAACCUCGGUCGAGGCACCAUUAAACGGCUACCAGCUCAUUCAGCUGAUACCUGCCACUACAAGCAAGAACGCCGAGGAUUCCACCUGGUUGCAAGGCUCCAGUGGAUGCCAGAAGGCCACCGUGAGCAGCAACAACUACUUUUUCUCCGAAAUCUACACCUCGCUGCUAUCCUCAACCAAGGAGUUCUACCAAUCGCUUUCGCCUAUGCUGGACAGUACAUUUGCCUCGUCUGAUAUGACAUUCAAGAACGCCUAUACCAUCUUCGACUACUUGAACGUUGGCAACAUCCAUAACUCUACCAGUCAAUUCCCUCACAAGUCAGACCUGACCGACGAGGUAUAUCAUCAGCUCAUUGCUCUAGCUGGAAGCCAUGAAUUCAACCUGGCUUAUAACUCCUCCGAUAAAGUGCGCGCCAUCGACGGCGCCGUUCUGGCAGGCGAAAUCCUGGCCGGACUUAACGAAACUAUCACUACCAAGGGCACGUCCAAGCUGAGCAUCGGAUUCGGCUCCUAUGGCACCAUCUUCUCCCUUUUCGGUCUUUUGCAGAUGCCUGCUGCAUCCGUCAACUUCACCGGAAUCCCGGACUACGCCUCGUCAAUGGUCUUCGAGCUGGUGACCAAUGCCAGUGGCACCGACUUCCCAACUGACAAGUCCGACCUGAGCGUGCGCUUCAUGUUCCACAAUGGUACCAUUACCGGUUCCUCUGAGCCUACCGUAUACCCAUUGUACGGUCAAUCAAGCGAGCUUCUUUCCUGGGACGACUUUGCCUCGAAGACCAAGGCGAUCGCCGUUACUUCCGAUGACGAGUGGUGUACCAUGUGUGGCAACACCGACGGCAAGUGCGCCAGUUCGGACAGCACCAGCAGCGACUCCGGCUCUGCUAGUACCUCUAGCACUGGUGGCUCGGGAAUGUCACUCGCUGUGGCGGGCGUCAUUGGUGCCAUGGUUACCCUCGCAGUGAUUCUUGGUCUGCAGGCUAUCUUCUUCCUACUUGGUGGCUUCCGCAUUGCAAAGCGGAACAAGGCUAGUCCUAGCCCUGAAGUCAUGAGCUCGUCUGUGAUGGAGGCGGGUAAAAAGGUUUGA